This is a messenger RNA of Rhizopus microsporus ATCC 52813, 635 nucleotides long. RefSeq lists its product as uncharacterized. Gene Ontology annotation, cellular component: nucleus; cyclin-dependent protein kinase holoenzyme complex. The record is from RefSeq and is a predicted model, not a curated record. The coding region runs from base 21 to 635 and encodes 204 amino acids. Lineage: Eukaryota; Fungi; Mucoromycota; Mucoromycetes; Mucorales; Rhizopodaceae. Gene Ontology annotation, biological process: regulation of cyclin-dependent protein serine/threonine kinase activity. The transcript has 2 exons. Gene Ontology annotation, molecular function: cyclin-dependent protein serine/threonine kinase regulator activity; protein kinase binding.
CUCCUCCUUCUUUCCUUUCAAUGAACACGAUGCCAUUUCCUAUUCUUACAUGCACAGACCCAAUUCAACUCUCUGAAUUUGUAACACAAAUGGUACCCAAGAUAUGGACUGGUACACCUUUUUUAACAAGUGAUCGUUCAACAACAUUUAAACUAUUUUGUCAAAAUAUCCUAAGGACAACUCAAAUCAGCAGUUCAUGUGUACUCAUCGCUUUAUUCUACAUCUAUCGACUAAGAUUCGCUUAUCCAACCAUACAAGGCUCAGCAGGGUCAGAGAUCAGAUUAUUUACCACAGCACUUAUACUAGCCAAUAAGUUCUUGGAUGAUAAUACUUUUACCAACAAGAGCUGGUCACAAGUAUCAGGUGUGCCUGUACACGAACUAAACAUUAUGGAAGUCGAGUUCUUAUCUGCACUUCAAUAUCGAACCUAUGUCCAUCAUCUUCAAUUUUUCUCUUGGAUCAAUCAAUGCAAUCACUGGCUCACCUUUCAUCGUCCUCUGAUACAAAAGCCUCAGCGAAGAAAGAGACGUGUGCAUCCCUGGCAUUAUUAUUAUUAUCCUGCAGCUUCUUCCAUUGCCACUGCCGCCGCAGCCACUGCAAUGAAUGUAAAUAAUUUCAUUCCAAAAGGGUUUUAA